AUGCUAUUUUUUAGCAUUACCCAUUGCCACUUGUGUCUUGCUGGCUAUCUUGAUGAUCCGGUUAUCAUUAAUGGUAUGUAUUACUACUCUGUCUUCAUUAGCGGUACUACAGAGGAGGUCAUAGAUGGUACCUCUCAUGUUGGCGUAAUGUGCUUACCUUCCCUUGCUUCUUCACAAUAUGACAAGGAAAGUAUCGUCUUAUGCGAUAUGUGUCGCGGUGGAUCAUCAAUUCGAAUAAUCAAUCAAAGUGGUAUAUUUACUCUGGCUGGAUCACGAAAAUAUAAGGGCUUUAUUGAUGGUGCGCCUGAUAUCGCGCGUUUUCAAGGUAUCGAUUACGGCAAUAAAUUAGCGAACGGUGUCAGCGUUAUUGACAAGCAAAUUUUCAUUGCUGACACACAAAACAGUGCAGUGCGUACUAUUUCACCGGAAGGCAAUGUGCGAACAUUGUUUGAUUAUAGAACGGAAUACGAUAAAAAACCCAUCUCCUACCCAGUACAUGUCGCGCCAUGUUUGGAAUCAAGCGAUUACAUGAGUUUAAUCAUAUCAGAUUCUGGUAACCGACGCAUGCUUUUGGCAACCUUUACCAGCACCACAACCUCCGUUAUAACCUUGCUUGCGGAGAAUCUUCAGCCAGACCAGCUGUUUGUAACCAAGGACAAUAAGCUACUUUACUAUUCUACUGGAUACACCCCUGAAGUGUUAAAAGUUAUCAAUUUGACAAGUCGUAAGGGAUGGAAUAUUGGCAAUUCGGGUUGCUUGGGAUACAAAAGUGCUCUUGCGUUGACAAAUGACGAGAAGGAGCUGUUGUACUAUGGGAUUGUAAACAACGUGGCGGGGGUGUAUUCCCUCAGCACAGAAACCACCCCUGACGUGGCACCAACGCUAUGCCCGACGCUGAAAUUCCUUUGGCCCAAUAAUUUCAAUGACAUUCAGGAUGUGGUGACGCGUGAUGACACCUCUUGGUGGGUGUUAACCAAAACCUCGCUGUUUUUGGUUUCCACACACGCGAUCGAUAACAGCAGUAGUGGGAGUGGCAUCAAACCUCCCAAUCGCAAUCCCGUCAUUGCUGCAUUUCCAACCGAUUCUUUACCCAAUAACGAUAGCUGUUUAAUGUCAGAGUUCUUCUACUGGGUUCGCAAAGACGUCGAGAUCGCCUACAGGACGAAUGACUACCUCACCCAGUUCGAGCCGCUGAAUAGCCCUAGUAUGUUGAUUGGGGGAUCGGUUAACGUCUCGACCUGGUGUAAUCGAAUUACUGCCAGUAAAAGCAAUGAUGGGACGAUCACUUUUCUUAAAUUUUGGGGGCCCCUGAUGCUGUCCCCACAACUCACAAAGCGUGCGCUGAUCGAGUCAAAUUGGACGAACACCAAAAGAUUUCUUCAGACUCAGGGUAUAAAGAAGGAACCUUUCUGCUUCUUCGACUGCGGCGGUCAAUGUAAAACCAAGACCUUUAGUAUAGAAAUGUGUUUAGGGUACAAAAGUUUUUCAUGUGAUGAUGUGUGUAAAGGAACGAUUGCCUCAGGAGCGGUUAUGGGAGCCUGCGGGGUGGUUCUUUUGAUACUCAUGAUCCUGAGUCCCAGCAAUAUACUUAACGCUUUGACAAUGGUUCCCAUCGUUUAA
Molecule: messenger RNA, 1620 nt
Organism: Phytomonas sp. Hart1
Lineage: Eukaryota; Euglenozoa; Kinetoplastea; Trypanosomatida; Trypanosomatidae
Source: the annotation of a GenBank genome assembly